CACGUCAGCAAAGCAACCCUUCACCAUUCUCUCUCAGUCUGAAUUCUUUUUCAUUCAUUCAGCUAUGCUUUUAUACGUCCCAUCACCAAUCUCUCUUUCUCUCUCUCUCUCUUACAAAAUUCUCAUUUUUUUCUUCCUUUUUUUCUUUCUCACUCUCAAAACCCCUAAACGCUCCCUCCUUCACACCAAAACCAGAAAAAGAAACCCUUUCCCCGUGAAACACAAAACCACUCUCAUUCACAACAACAAAACUCUACCAUUUCACACCACAAGCAACAAAAAAAACCACAAAGCUUAUAAAUUAAAUACCCUAAUUUAAUACACCUUCUACAUAUUCUCCACCAUCAUGGAUCCAUCAUCUGAGGGAGCAGGAGCCCCCUCAGAACAACUUCCAUCGUCAACAACUUCUCCUCCGAUUGUCGUACAACCGGAGGGAUCUUCACCAGCACCACCACCAGCACCACCAAGCCGUUACGAAUCACAAAAACGUCGAGAUUGGAACACUUUCUUACAAUACCUACAAAACCACAAGCCACCAUUGACACUUGUACGAUGCAGUGGAGCACACGUGAUCGAGUUUUUAAAAUAUCUUGAUCAAUUUGGGAAGACUAAAGUUCAUGUAUCCGGGUGUCCGUAUUUUGGACACCCGAAUCCACCUGCUCCCUGCGCCUGUCCUUUAAAACAGGCGUGGGGGAGUUUGGACGCGUUGAUCGGAAGACUCAGAGCGGCCUACGAAGAAAACGGAGGCCGUCCUGAGUCUAAUCCGUUCGGUGCGAAAGCUGUGAGAAUUUACUUGAGGGAAGUAAGGGAAGGACAAGCUAAAGCUAGAGGGAUUCCUUAUGAGAAGAAGAAGAGGAAGAGACCUGCAGUGACAGUUGCAGCUGUGAGUAGUAGUGGUGGUGGGAAUGAUGAUGGUGGUGGUGGUGACGGUGGUGCAGGUGAUAACACUGUUGGUGGUAGUAGUGGUGCUACAACUUCUACAACUGAAUUUAGUACUGCCACCACUACCACAGUAUAGUAAUUUUAAUUUUUAUUAUAUUUAUUUUCCUCAUUUUUUAUUUUAUUUUAUGUUUUUAGUUUUAAUUCUAAGGAAAUUAAAUGUGAUUAAAGGUUAUUAUUAUUAAGUUACA
Medicago truncatula (barrel medic) is the source of this 1130-nucleotide messenger RNA. RefSeq names its product protein LIGHT-DEPENDENT SHORT HYPOCOTYLS 6. Lineage: Eukaryota; Viridiplantae; Streptophyta; Magnoliopsida; Fabales; Fabaceae. The transcript has a single exon. Gene Ontology annotation, biological process: response to light stimulus; mRNA transcription. Gene Ontology annotation, cellular component: nucleus. Bases 347 to 1018 code for a protein of 223 amino acids. The record is from RefSeq and is a predicted model, not a curated record.